AUGAUUGAAGAUCUAGGCAAACUUUGUAAUCUUCGUGGGAAAUUAACUGUUUCUGGGCUAGAAAAUGCUGGUAAUGGGCUUGAUGCUACAUUGGCCAAUAUGAAAGGAAAAAAGCAUCUUGAAGAUCUGUCGCUAGAAUGGAAUGGCACUGCUGAUGAUUCUCAAGAGGCAAUAGAUAUUCUUCAAAAGCUACAACCUAGUUCAAGAAUAAAACGUCUUGAAGUCAAAGGAUAUGGAGGGACAAGAUUUCCGGACUGGCUUGCAGACCAGUCAUUCCACAACGUCGUAUCAGUGAUCCUCUCCAGAUGUUCAAAUUGCUUUUGCUUACCAGCUCUCGGGCAGCUGCCUUCUUUGAAGUUUCUCACAAUUGCCGAUAUGGGUAAAAUUUCAAUAAUCGACAUGCAGUUUUAUGGGAAUGGUUCUGUCUUUGAAAUAUAUCAAUCUCUCCAAAUAUUGAGAAUUGAAGAAAUGCCUGAAUGGAAGGACUGGCUUGUGCCCAGAAAGGGUGUGUUUUGUGGCCUUCAAGAGCUCCACAUAAUUAAUUGCCCUAAGUUGGUUGGUGAUCUUCCCAAGCAGCUUUUGUCAUUGAGAGAAUUUGAGCUUUCUGGAUGCCCAGGUCUUGUACUUUCAGAUGGUCGAUUCAGUAUGUUUAAUUCCUUGGAUCUCUAUUCUCUCAAGAUAUUGAAAAUCUUCAAUAUGCCCAGUUUGGAGGACUUCACAUCUGAGCUCAAAAAGUUAACUGGUCUUGAAGACUUUGAGAUUGGGAAUUGUCCAAGAUUGACAUCUAUUUGGUCCAUGCCCCUUGACAUGGGGCGCCUGCCAGCUAGCUUGAAAACCCUUAAAAUAUCUGGAUGUCCGCAAUUGCAGUUCCUUCCAAAGGAUUGCUUCUUUGGGUCCCUCGAGCAAUUAAGGAUAAGAGAGGCUGGUGCUGGUGACACGCUGAAGGACCUCUCACUUGGUUUGCUACAGAAGAUUCGUGAUCUUGAAAUUCAAGACUGUGAAGGCUUGGAGUCGUUGUCAUUUGAACACGGGAGUGAAAAUCUUGCAUCACUUGGUUCCAUUUUAUUAUGGGGCUGUGGAAAUCUGAGGUCUUUCCUGCAAGAAGGAUUGCCUGCUGCAAACCUAACGUGGAUAAUGCUCUAUGGCUGCAAGAAACUCAAGUUACUGCCAAAAGGGAUGCGAUCGCUCCUCCCAUCUCUUCGACUUUUGUACAUGUGGAAUUGUCCCGAAAUUGAAUGCUUCCCAGAAGAGGGUUUGCCUUUCAGCCUGGAAACCCUUGAAAUCUACAACUGCGAAAUACUGAUGAGCAGAAGAAGGGAGUGGAAUCUGCAGACCCUUCCCUCCCUCAGAGAACUCAUGAUUGGUGAAACCCAUGAGCAGUUGUUUCCUGAUGAUUGGUUGCUGCCUUCAACUCUCAGAGUUCUUCGCAUAUAUUUUCUUCACAAUCUGGAAGCACUGAAUUAUAAGGGCCUUAAACAGCUGAUAUCUCUUGAAACUCUGUGCAUUUGGGGAUGCCAUCACCUGCAGUCGCUGCCUAAAGAGGGGCUUCCAAGAUCUCUCUCGCAACUCAUAGUCUAUGACUGUCCAUUGUUAAAACCCCAUUUAGAUUGCGCAACUGGCCAAGACUGGCGCAAGGUUGCACACAUCUCCUGUUUAAUGGUGGAUGGUGAAUUUGUCCCGUGA
Molecule: messenger RNA, 1683 nt
Organism: Coffea arabica (coffee)
Lineage: Eukaryota; Viridiplantae; Streptophyta; Magnoliopsida; Gentianales; Rubiaceae
Source: RefSeq, a predicted model, not a curated record